Molecule: messenger RNA, 680 nt
Organism: Drosophila eugracilis
Lineage: Eukaryota; Metazoa; Arthropoda; Insecta; Diptera; Drosophilidae
Gene: Pfdn5
Product: probable prefoldin subunit 5
Exons: 3
Coding region: 109-618 (169 amino acids)
Biological process (GO): regulation of DNA-templated transcription; protein folding
Cellular component (GO): prefoldin complex; cytoplasm
Source: RefSeq, a predicted model, not a curated record
GAGGGUGGCAGCCUUAUAGAGCAGAAUUCGCAAAGGUGGCAACCACGCGCGGCGACUGAAUAAAAUAAAAUAAAUUUGGAAUUUAAGUUAUAAGUUAAAGCACAAACAAUGGCUGCCACCACAAGCUCACCCGGGAAAGCCGAGAUGAUCGAUCUGACCAAGCUGAGUCCGGAACAGCUGAUGCAGUUUAAGCAGGAAUUCGAGCAGGAGAUGACCAAUAUACAGGAAUCGCUGUCGACACUGCAUGGCUGCAAAGCUAAGUACGCCGGCUCCAAGGAGGCCCUGGAAACCUUCCAGUCGAACUGGGAGAAUCGUCAGAUCUUGGUUCCUCUGACCAGCAGUAUGUAUGUGCCAGGGCGCGUCAAGGAUCUCAAUAAUUUUGUCAUAGAUAUCGGCACCGGCUACUACAUCGAAAAGGAUUUGGACGGCUCUAAGGACUACUUCAAGAGGCGUGUGGAGUACGUGCAGGAGCAGAUCGAAAAAAUCGAGAAGAUUCAUCUGCAGAAGACACGCUUCCUCAACUCUGUGAUCGGCGUGCUAGAGCAGAAGCAGGCGGCUGCCGUAAAAAUGCUGCAAGCCCAGCAGCAAUCCCAGACGGCAGCACCCCAGAGCUCCUAGAACCACGCAGGACAAAAGAGAUAGACACAGAGAGCAUUAAAUUAUUAAACUUAUAAACGAGA